This is a messenger RNA of Penicillium pulvis, 1836 nucleotides long. RefSeq lists its product as uncharacterized. The transcript has 4 exons. The coding region runs from base 1 to 1836 and encodes 611 amino acids. Gene Ontology annotation, molecular function: protein binding. Gene Ontology annotation, cellular component: nucleus. The record is from RefSeq and is a predicted model, not a curated record. Lineage: Eukaryota; Fungi; Ascomycota; Eurotiomycetes; Eurotiales; Aspergillaceae.
AUGUCGAAUCCCUCCUUCGACUCCCCUCGACGGUCCGCUGUCUUUGCCCGUCAGCCGGAGGAACUGCAUAUACCAUCCACGGGUCUAGUCAAUCAGAAUUUGUCCCGUCAGCCUCCCUCCCAUGACUUCCCCACGACCCCAGACACAGGUGCAGGCGCGACUCAGGUCCCCUCGAUCAAUGUCCAGCCAUCUGCGCAAUCCUUGCAGUAUGGGAGCGGUAGUGGAAACAGCAAUAACAAUCUACCAGGCGCCUUGACUCCAGGAGGUCAGAACCGCCCCCAAGCUGUCUCAGCCAACACAGCCCCGUCGGUCAUUCCUACCUUGCAGUCAUCACAGCAGCCCAACCAUCGGUCGAGCAUGAUAAACUCUCAUGGCCACUCCCGAUCUAGCCCGGCUGGAAUAGAUCCGUCCAUGUACAAACAACACAGCGCUUCGGAGGAGUCUAAGUACCCCACAUCCCCCGGAGCUGGAUUCCCACCUCAGACCCCGCAAGGAUCCAAGUAUUCGCCGCUCGGCCUGGCAGACGUUCGCCUUCCUGGUGACCAUUACCUUAGUGGUUCACUUAUGAGUCCAGGAGCAGCUCCAUACAAUAGCGAUAAUCAGGUGCCUACCAACAGCAACUACAUAGCACCGUGGCCCAUAUACGCAGUUGAUUGGUGCAAAUGGCCAAUUUCAGGGAACUCGAGCUCAUUCGGUGGCAAAUUGGCAUUGGGCAGUCACCUGGAGGAUAAUCAUAACUAUAUUCAAAUUGUUGAUACGCAUUGGGCCCAACCCGACCCUGAUACCCCGGAUGCAGCAAAUGGGGAGAUCAAGCUAGAAUAUGUCAAAACAGCCGAAGCGACGCAUUCAUAUCCCGUCACCCGUAUUCUAUGGGAACCACCAUCGUCCCAAAAACAGUCCACUGAUUUGCUUGCCACAUCGGGUGAUCACCUUCGCCUGUGGUCACUCCCCAAUUCCCAACCGCUGCCGAGCUCAAACAGCAUUACACGGCCUGCUAAUCAACGGGAUGCUCCUACUGCCAAGCUCUCGCCCUUGGCAUUGCUCUCUAACUCCAAAUCCCCCGAGCAUACCGCCCCGAUCACCUCGUUGGACUGGAACACGAUUUCCCCCAGCUUGAUCAUCACAUCCAGCAUCGACACAACCUGCACGAUCUGGGAUAUUCCGACCUUGACAGCCAAGACACAGUUGAUUGCUCAUGACAAGGAAGUGUUUGACGUUCGAUUCUGUGCCAACAGCGUUGAUGUGUUCGUGAGCUGUGGCGCCGAUGGCAGUGUCCGCAUGUUUGAUCUGCGAAGCCUGGAGCACAGCACUAUCAUCUACGAGCCAUCUGAGAAGACAGACGUUAAGCCGGUGAUGAGUCCCGGUAACACCAGCCCACCCGGAUCACAGGCAGGAGCUUGGCCUCCACCACUGUUGAGAAUUGCAGCAUCUCCACAUGACGCCCAUCUGCUAGCCACCUUCUCCCAGGAUUCCAGCGUUGUUCGUGUACUCGAUGUGCGGCAACCCGGUCAAGCCUUGCUUGAGCUGAAGGGUCAUUCUGCUGCACUCAAUUGUGUAGAAUGGUCCCCAAGCCGGCGUGGUCAGCUUGCUUCAGGUGCGGACGACAGUCUGGUUCUUCUCUGGGAUCUCCUUAGCCCAAGCAAUAGCUUGCCCCCUGCCCAUGGCGUCGGUGCCCAAUCCAGCACCUCUGAGCGUGGCCCUACUGCUGCCUGGCAAUGCGACUAUGAAAUUUCCAAUAUCAGUUGGUCUCCGCAGGGCGGAUCCAACCCCUCAGGUCAGCCACGGGAAUGGCUUGGCGUUUGUGGUGGACGCGGGAUAUGGGGCGUCGCACUAUGA